This is a messenger RNA of Scylla paramamosain (green mud crab), 2095 nucleotides long. Its product is annotated as tigger transposable element-derived protein 1-like. The coding region runs from base 608 to 2095 and encodes 495 amino acids. The transcript has a single exon. Gene Ontology annotation, cellular component: nucleus. Gene Ontology annotation, molecular function: DNA binding. Lineage: Eukaryota; Metazoa; Arthropoda; Malacostraca; Decapoda; Portunidae. The record is from RefSeq and is a predicted model, not a curated record.
CCCCCCCCCCCCCCCAAGUUGCUAACUCUGUACAAGGGCCUUAUCCGUCCACAUAUGGAGUAUGUUUCACAUGUCUGGGGGGGUUCCACUCAUACUGCUCUUCUAGACAGGGUGGAAUCAAAAGCUUUUCGUCUCAUCAACUCCUCUCCUCUAACUGACUGUCUUCAGCCUCUCUCUCAUCGCCGCAAUGUUGCAUCUCUAGCUGCCUUCCACCGCUAUUUUCAUGCUAACUGCUUUUCUGAUCUUGCUAACUGCAUGCCUCCACUCCUCCCGUGGCCUCGCUGCACAAGACUUUCUUCUUUCUCUCACCCCUAUUCUGUCCACCUCUCUAACACAAGAGUUAACCAGUACAGGUAGUUGCUGACUUACGACAUAUGCGACUUAUGACAGACCGACUUUACGACAACGACAAUAUGAUAAUAUUUAAUUUUUGUAUGAUAGCUACUUGGCUAAGAUAUGUUGAGCGCAUGUACGAUAAUUUUUCCCACUGCUGGCAGCGCACUCUUUUGAGAGAUUAUCUGCUAGUCUGCAGCUUCAGUGUGUUUGUGUCGUUACUGUCACGUACAUCUGUAUAUAAUAUAUUGUUUGCUUCAAACCCCCAUCAGAAAUGUCGUCAAAAAGAAAAUCAUGCUCAAUUCCCAAGCCUGCUAAGAAAGCAAGAAAAGCCAUUGAUCUCGACAUGAAAAUGAAAGUGAUCAAGCAGUUUGAAAGGGGGAAGAGAGUGAGUGUAAUAGCACGUGAUCUUCAACUACCGCAUUCUACUGUGUCGACAAUUUUGAAAGAUAAAGAAAGGAUUCCUGAAGCCGUUAAAGGUUCAGCACCAAUGAGAUCUACAGUGAUUACAAAACAACAAACUGGACUUAUCCAUGAAAUGGAAAAAUUAUUAAAUGUGUGGAUUGAAAGUCAACUCCAAAAACGUGUCCCAUUAAGCCUUCACACAUUGCAGACAAAAGCUUUAAGUAUUUUUAAGAUGUUGAAGGAGCAUGCUGGAGAAGAUUAUAGCCAAGAAUUUACAGCAAGUACAGGGUGGUUUAAACAAUUUAAGAAAAGAUUUCAAUUGCAUAAUGUCAGAAUCACUGGGGAAGCAGCAACUGCAGAUGAGGAAGGUGCGAAAAAGUUCAUUGAAACUUUAGAUGAAGUGAUUGUAGAAGAAGGCUAUCAACCCAAACACAUUUUUAAUGUUGAUGAGACUGGCUUAUUCUGGAAACGUAUGCCAGAACGCUCGUACAUUCAUAAAGAAGAAAAAUCCAUGCCUGGAUUUAAGGCUUUCAAAGAUAGACUGACUUUGUUGUUUGGCGGAAACAUCGCUGGUUUUAAGCUGAAACCCUUUUUAAUUUAUCAUGCCGAAAACCCACGAACAUUUAAAAAUGUGAAUAGGCAUGUGCUACCAGUCUACUACCGUUCUAACAAAAAAGCCUGGAUGACUCAAGCACUUUUCGAAGACUGGUUCUUAAACUGUUUCAUUCCUCAGGUUCGUGAAUACUGUUUGGAAAACACCAUUCCAUUUAAGAUUUUAUUAGUUUUGGAUAACGCACCCGGACAUCCAUCUCAUCUACCCGAUCUCCAUCCCAACAUGAAAGUGGUAUUUUUACCACCAAAUACAACUCCUCUCAUCCAGCCUAUGGACCAAGGAGCCACUGCUGCAUUCAAGGCAAAUUACCUUAAAAUCACCUUUGCCCAAGCAAUAUCUGCUACAGAUGCUGAUCUAGAAUUAUCAUUAAGAGAUUUUUGGAAAAAAUAUGAUCUUAAAUGCAUCAAGAACAUCGCUGCAGCAUAUGAAGCUGUGACAAAGAAAUGCAUGAAUGGUGUUUGGAAGAAUUGCACUAAACGCUAUGUGAGUACUUUUGGUGGAUUUGAUAAUGAGAGUGAACUAGAAAUGAUUCGUGACAAAAUUGUGAAACUAGCUAAAGAUCUGUCGUUAGAAUGUGAAAUGGAAGAAAUCGAGGAAUUGCUAGACAAAGAAUCUGAAGAAGUAACAAAUGAAGAUCUGAUUGAGUUGGAAGAAGAAAAAGUAGCAGAAGAAGAAAGGAGGGAAGCAGCAGCAGAAAAGGAGGAGGAAGAGGAACCACAAAGAAUGUUCACACUAAAGGCUUAG